AAGGUGUUAAGAGAAAAAUGGAAGCAAAAGAAAGGCAAGAUAAUGCAAUGGAGAGAAUACCUCUAAUGAAUCCAUACAAGAUGGGAAAGUUUCAGCUUUCUCACAGGGUUGUAUUGGCACCGUUAGGAAGGUUAAGAUCUUACGAUUACCUUCCGCAACCACAUGCCAUCUUGUACUACUCUCAACGAACCACAGAUGGUGGAUUUCUCAUUUCAGAAGCCACUGCAAUAUCCGAAACUUCCCUCGGGUAUCCUAGAACGCCUGGAAUUUGGACCAAGGAACAAGUGGAAGCAUGGAAACCAAUUGUGAAAGCCGUCCAUGAAAAGGGUGGAAUAUUUUUCUGCCAGCUAUGGCAUGUGGGAAGGGUUUCGUCUAAUGAUUAUCAGCCAAAUAGACAAGCUCCAAUUUCUUCUACUGACAAGGGAGUAAAAGCUGGAAAUGCUCGAGCGGAAUCAGGGGAUUGUAUGCCUCCUCGGAGACUAAGUGUCGAUGAAAUCCCACAAGUUAUCAAUGAUUAUAGACUUUCUGCAACGAAUGCAAUUGAAGCUGGUUUUGAUGGAGUUGAGAUUCAUGGUGCACAUGGAUACCUUAUUGAUCAAUUCAUGAAGGACCAAGUCAAUGACCGAACAGAUGAGUACGGUGGGAGCAUAGAAAAGCGUUGUCGUUUCGCUCUAGAAGUCGUCGAAGCUGUUGUCAAAGAAAUCGGAGCAGAUAGAGUUGGCAUGAGACUUUCUCCAUUUGCUAAUUACAUGGACUCAGCAGAUUCAAACCCGAAUUCCCUUGGCAUUUACAUGGCUGAAUCAUUGAACAAGUAUGAAAUUGCAUAUCUUCAUGUGGUUGAGCCAAGGAUGAUUACCAUUGAAGAUAAUUCAAAAACUCCUUACAGUCUUCUACCCAUGAGACAGGCUUUUAAGAGAUCUUUCAUUGUUGCUGGAGCUUAUGACAGGAAAGAAGGUAACAAGGCAAUCAAAGAAAACCAUACUGAUCUUGUUGCUUUUGGACGCUUGUUCUUAGCAAAUCCUGAUUUACCUAGACGGUUUGAGCUUGAUGCACCUCUUAACAAGUACAACAGGGCUACAUUUGCAAUACCUGAUCCAGUUGUUGGCUAUACUGAUUACCCGUUCCUAGAUCAAGCUGUUCUUUAACUACUUUGUUCCUAAUUAAUUUUCAGAAGCCAAAUGUAAUUCUCUAAUUUGUAUCAUCAUUACUUUUAUGUUUUGAAUGAGGUUUAGUAUUGAGAA
Molecule: messenger RNA, 1241 nt
Organism: Papaver somniferum (opium poppy)
Lineage: Eukaryota; Viridiplantae; Streptophyta; Magnoliopsida; Ranunculales; Papaveraceae
Product: putative 12-oxophytodienoate reductase 11
Exons: 4
Coding region: 18-1145 (375 amino acids)
Molecular function (GO): FMN binding; oxidoreductase activity
Source: RefSeq, a predicted model, not a curated record